AGAACUGGGAGGAUGAGGAAGGUUGGGGCAGGAGGGGCAACUUGCAAUGACUGUCUGUGUCCUUCUCACCAUGCUCCACCCUGGCCCAGCCCCCAGUGGUCCCCCCCAGGGAGUGGCAGUGGCCUUGGGGGGUGACGGCAACAGCAGUAUCACUGUGUCUUGGGACCCUCCGCUCCCCUCCCAGCAAAAUGGGGUCAUCAAGGAAUACCAGAUCUGGUGCCUGGGCAAUGAGAGCCGCUUCCACCUCAAUCGGUCCGCGGCAGGCUGGGCGCGCUCGGCGGUGCUCCGGGGACUGCUGCCCGGUCUCCUCUACCGGACCCAGGUCGCGGCGGCCACCAGUGCGGGCGUGGGCGUGGCCAGUGCCCCGGUGUCGGUGCAGCUGCCGUCUCCGCCGGAACUGGAGCCUGGGCUCGAGGCGGGCCCAGGGCUGGCGGAGCGGCUGGCGAGGGUGCUGCGGGAGCCCGCCUUCCUCGCGGGCAGCGGCGCCGCGGGCGGGGCGCUGCUCCUCGGGCUCUGCGCCGCCCUCUACCGGCGCCAGAGGCAGCGCAAGGAGCUCAGUCACUACACGGCCUCCUUUGCUUACACACCUGCAGUGUCCUUCCCACACUCAGAGGGCCUGUCGGCAGCCAGUUCCAGGCCACCAAUGGGCCUCGGCCCUGCUCCUUACCCGUGGCUGGCAGACUCGUGGCCGCACUCAUCUCGCAGCCCCUCGGCCCAGGAACCCAGGGGAAGCUGCGGCCCCAGCAAUCCUGACCCAGACGACAGAUAUUACAAUGAAGCAGGGAUCUCCCUUUACCUGGCUCAGACGGCCCGGGGAGCUGCCGCCUCUGCUGAGGGUCCUGUCUACAGCACCAUUGACCUGGCCGGCGAGGAGCUGCAGACCUUCCACGGGGGGUUCCCUCCACAUCCCUCAGGGGAGCCAGGCGACUGGAGCCAGUAUGCUCCUCCAGAAUGGAGCCAGGGGGACAGUGGAGCCAGGGGAGGCAAAGUAAAGCUUCUGGGAAAACCUGUACAGAUGCCCUCUCUCAACUGGCCAGAAGUGCUGCCACCCCCGCCCCCUUCCUGUGAACUGAGCUGCCUAGAGGGGCCUGAGGAGGAGCUGGAGGGCCGCUCAGAGCCGGAAGAGUGGGGCCCACCAGUGCCCGAGAGGAGCCACGUGGCAGAGCCCAGCACCAGCGGGGGGUGCUUGGUCCCUCCGUCCCGAGGGGAAACCCCCUCUCCCACACCUUCCUAUGGACAGCAGUCCACAGCCACUCUUACCCCCUCACCUCCUGACCCUCCCCAGCCCCCCACUGACAUUCCCCAUCUCCACCAGACGCCCAGGAGGGCGCCCCUUGGGCCAAGUUCCCCUCUCAGUGUAUCCCAGCCUACGCUGAGUAGCCGUGAAGGGAGGCCUGCUGGCCUGGGUGCUGACCCCACGGCCCUCCAUCACAGCCCCAGCGCUGCCGCUAGUACAGCCAGCAGUGCCCCAGGGAGAACCCGGCAGGCGCCUGGGGAGAUGACUCCUCCACUUCACGGGCCCCGUGCCCGAAUCCGGAAGAAACCCAAGGCUCUUCCCUACCGGCGGGAGCACAGUCCUGGGGACUUGCCGCCCCCUCCCUUGCCGCCACCGGAGGAAGAGGCAAGCUGGGCCCUGGGGCUGAGGGUGGCAGGCAGCAUGUCCUCCUUGGAACGGGAGCAGGAACACAGUGGGGAGAGGAGAGUGGCGCAGGCCGGGCCCCUGGGGGCCUGGCGGGGCCCGCACCUGGAUGAAGAGGCCUGGCUCCCCUACAGCCGACCAAGCUUCCUGUCCCGGGGCCAGGGCACCAGCACCUGUUCCACAGCCGGCAGCAACUCUUCGAGAGGCUCCGGCAGCUCUCGGGGCUCCCGGGGCCCUGGCCGGAGCCGGAGCCGGAGCCAGAGCCGGAGCUAGAGCCAAAGGCCAGGACAGAAGCGUGGAGAGGAACCAAGAUGACCUUUGAUGAGCUACCAGAAAUUCCAUGGGGAAGGGCGUGUCCCUGGGCCGGGAGCCUGAGCAAGAGCCCCUCCCCUUGGUGAAUGAGGGCUGAGCGGAGAGGAGCAGGGAGGAGUCUCUUCCCUCUCAGCAAUGAUGCAUGGGGCUCCCUGAGAAAUUGGCCUAGAAGCCAGGAGCCAGCUCUUCCCUUGCCAUCUGGGACCCAUUCAUAAGAAAGACAAUAAAAAGAGU
This is a messenger RNA of Lagenorhynchus albirostris (white-beaked dolphin), 2185 nucleotides long. RefSeq names its product roundabout homolog 3-like. NCBI's taxonomy places the organism in Eukaryota, Metazoa, Chordata, Mammalia, Artiodactyla, Delphinidae. The record is from RefSeq and is a predicted model, not a curated record. The transcript has 14 exons. Gene Ontology annotation, biological process: cell-cell adhesion; axon guidance. Bases 47 to 1912 code for a protein of 621 amino acids. Gene Ontology annotation, molecular function: protein binding. Gene Ontology annotation, cellular component: plasma membrane; axon.